AUGGACACGGUUCGCAGCGAAUACUCGGAAGGCAGCCUCGCUUCUAGUCGCUUAGACGAUGGCAGCACUACGGGUCGAGGUUCCUUCUCCUUCUCCUUGUCUACGAGUCGAGUCUCAAUCGAUAGCGCCUCUACUCGGUCCGACUACCUAUCGAGCUAUGAACGGAAGUUCCAGGAGCGCAAAGCUGCCAAGCACAAAAAAUCCGAGAAAGCCAAGCGAGAGAAGGAGAAAGCAGAUCGACAGGAUCUGUUCUCAGCAGAUGUUCGACGUAAAGCACAGCGAGAGGCGGAGCGACAGGCACGUCGGAAGGAAAUGGAGUCGUGGUUGACCGAUCCCAAAGAGUUAAAGAGGAUUGAACGUCGAUCUCAAAAAAGGAGUCGAGAUCGAAUGAGAACAUUGAAGGAAUGGUAUAUUCCAGCGACUUUAGGUCCUCACGAAGAAGUUCAGCCAGUGUUUGCAGCUGCAAUGCAGCAAUCCAAUCAAGAACAUUCGAGUCGUAAGAAAGUUACGAAGCCAAUACUAACCAAGGAAGCUGCAGCUGUUAAAGACGAGGAAGACCGGGAAGCUAUGGGUGUUAUGUUACAUCGACAACUGAAUGCUUUUACGUCAAAGCUGGAGUAUCUGGAACAACUUACAGAUCCCGUAACUCCUCCGAUCCGAGUUAAAACUCGAGCUAGACGACGACGUGUUGUGAAAGAAAACUUACAUUUAGCUCCAUUAGGCCCUGCGCGAAGUAAUUUACAGGCUGUGAAGAGUGUGGCGAAUCUUCCGACGUAUUUUACUUCGCAAGGUGAAAGAAAACUUACCACCUCGACAUCGCUGCAAAUACUUCGGCCUUCUCAAGUAGAUAACGAAGACGACGAGGACGCAAUUGAUGACGCAGAAGUAGAGCAGUAUUUACUACGACAUCGUAGGAUUUCCAGACAAAAUUACGCCGCUGUAAAGCUCCAAGCCACCUGGAGAAUGUAUCUACGUCGACGGAAAUAUAUUCCCUGGCGACAGAGGAGAACGCGUCAUCGACGCGCAAUUUUUGAGAUCUGGGUCAUGACGUAUCGCGUAGGUUAUCGAGCUCAACGUUCAUUACUUCGGAAAUAUUUUACCGUGUGGCAUUUGGACGUGAUCGAAGCCCUACAACUCCGAGAAAUGGAGCUCCAUCUCUUCCGACAAGCUGCAACUCAAACGGAACUGCCUCGUAUGGUACUUAAUCUCGUUUUUACUUCCGAUUGGGAAGACGAACGAGCCAAAAGACUCGCAACAAAAGCCGAAGAAGCGGCUAAAAAGAAGAGCAUUGCACCUACCAGUAAGGCAGCGUUUCUCAAUGCCUUUCUGAGUGCUGCCUUUGGUGACGUCGAGUCUGGAUCGGAAAACCGCAGUCGAGUGCAUCAACUGCGUGCUCAGCACGUAGCAGCACGAGAAGAAGUGCGAAAGAAGAUUGUGCAGCAUGUAUUUCGACUGUGGAAGCGUGUGCACGAAGGUAACAAACGGGUGGGUCUUAAUGCUCAACUCUGUUUAAAACGUGCUGUACGAAUGGCGUUCGGAACUCGUCAACGCUGGCCUGCAGAGAUUUUGCUGUCUGUAUUCGAGAUCUGGGCUCGAUGGGCGAGUUUUAAUCGUUGUAAGCGACUAGGACUGCCAUUACCGCAGUUUACGCAGUCGAAUCCUCACUGGGAUAUCUGGUUACACAACUACCAGGAACGUCAAGUUCGAUGCGUUAAAGCAGCCGCCAAAGCGCCCGGUGCUCGACUUCGCCGGUACUUUCUUCGACUUCAUGCGUUUGCACGUCGUACUAUUCGAGAAAGACAAGUUUUAGCGCUUGCGUUUGACCAUUAUUCGCGUGUUUUACGGCUUAAGGUGCUACUGGAGUGGCGAGAAGCGAUUGCGGAUAGUGCAGCGGAGAAGAAACUUGAGAGAGGGAUUUUACUUCGGAUGCAUCGAUAUGCUUGUGCCAAACGGAAGCUGCGGCCACUGAAGGAAUCUUUAAGAAAAAAAAGACAAGGAUGGCUGAUAAGUCGAUCAAUACGAGGCUGGAAGAGGGUACAAUUACAUACAUGUUUUAAACGGGAACUUAAUCUCUCCAAGAUUGAGAAUAGUCCAGCGUGGCGCUCAAGGCUUCAUCGCAUACUUGAUAUCUGGAGAGAUGAAAGAGAUUCCCUUCUGCUCUGGAGAACGUUUGAAGCGUGGACGCAUUUUAUUCGCAAGCGUAAGCUAUUUAUUACGCUUCGCAUACUCUGCGCUCGUCAGGAACGACGGAAUUUACUUUUUGGCGUUUUUAACGCAUGGAAAGCAGCCAAAUGGGAGCGCGUCGAUGGGUUUCUUGAAGAUAAUUUACGUCUGGAUGCAUGGGAUAUCUAUCGCGAACUCUCGGUUUUCUUUCCAAUGUUGUUCUAUGGUAGUUUUUCUGAUGCAGGAUCGAUUUUCGGCGGUCUUCCGAGCUCCAUGUAUGGCGAUUCACAGCGUCUGGAUAAGAACGAUUUGUUAUUAGCUACAUCUGGCGAUGCUGUAAGACAUUUCCACGGUAUUUUAGUGCGGGAAAGUGUCAUGGAUGUUCGAAACGCAAUUUUACAGACUCGCCAUCUGGUCAAUGCCGUUGAUGAUACGUCAGGAAAUACAGCGCUCCAUGUAGCAGCGCAGAUUGAAGAGGCUGAAAGACGUUUAGAAAUUGUUUCUUUGCUACUUAGUGAAGGCGCAACUACGCUGAAACGCGUCAAUCGACAUGGGUUAUCCCCCGUUCAGUUGGCCUCGGACCCAGAGACUCAAUUUCUACUUAAUCACGGGAUUUACGCUUUUCAUUCCCGAAAUGUAUUGAAGACAAGCGAAGAUUGUGGGAACAAUAAUCGAUUGUUGGUUUGCAUGACGUCGCUUAUGGCUAGAGAGUGGAUAGCAGGUUUGAGAAAUCCUGGUGAUGUGAGAACAAGUCAGUGGCAUAGCGCCAUUCGUGAGGAAUUGUGGCUACGUCAACCGCAUAUUCGCUUCGCUUCUGACUCUAUUUUUGCGGCCGCAGUGACUCGAUCUCGUGGAUUUCUUAACGCACUUAAAACGCGCUUGUGUGUAUCAUAUAAGGACUUUCUAGAUACUGGUUUAUCCCAGACUCUGGUGGCUUAUGAGGAUCGUUACCGUGAGUGGGAAGAGCGUGGCAGAGUCAGAAAAAUUAGAGCUGCAGAGGCAGGAGAAUACGAAGCUUAUGCACGAUAUCUAUUGGCGACGACUCUAGAUAGCGAGGCCUGUGAACAGGAACUGAUUCCGAGUUUUGCUGGAUUAUUCUUCUCGUUAGAGUUCUCAAUAGACGAGAUCCUUUCGCAAGCGUAUCGCCUUGAAGACGAGUGCACUGCUGCAGAAGGUGAGCUGUGGGAGCUGUUUCAACGUAUUAAACGUGCUGAGAAGGCUUGGAGUGCGAUAUAUUCUCAAGAGGAGGCUACAAAUAGAAGUGGAAAUGUUGGAAUACUGCGAAUUUUCUCGGGUGACGCUGACGCCGAUCUUUUCUUUAAGAAAGAGAUUUUCCAGCUGGAAUUCGAGCAAUUUAAUUCAAGCCAACGCAAUGAGAACGAGGAUGGGAUGGACAGUCAACAAGAAGCGCUUGCUCUGGAUCUUGAGUCUUUGAUGAUAAGAACCAAGCGGAAACUCCGAAAAGUCGAAAAAAAACUUAAAAGAGUCCAGGACCAGAUUGACGAAAAUGAACGAACGCAUCGUGAAGCUUUAUUUACACCUACCAGGCGUGUCGAAGAGAUCUGUGUAGCGAGGAAAGCUCUGGAGCAGUCGCGGCUUCGAAUGGCGUCGACUAUUAUCAAGCACAGUGAAGCGGAAGCUGCCGUUGCAAAUUUAGAACAUGCUAAAAAAGUUCUAAAAAGUGGAGAACGUUCCGAACUUCUAGAAGUUUAUCCCUUUGCCAACAAGCUACCUCUUUCAGUAGCAGAACUUCCACUCGAGGACAAGAAAGCGUUCUUGGAGAAAGAGAAGGCAAGAGUUGCCAGUCUGUUCCAUAUGAGAGUCAUUUUAGAAGAGGUUCAUGCUACAAAACCAGAAUCUGGAAAUCUAGAAAUCAAGCCACUUCCAGAACCUCUCCAUGCACUUCAGAAAGAAGCUGUGCGUAAGUUACACUCGCUUUUCGUGUUGAAUUUGCUUCGAUCCUGUUGCUGCUGGUUGGCAGAGAAUAUGCUCGCAAUGGAGACACCAAACGAGGAAGAAAAUGCUGUUGAGAGCGAAAGUGACAGUGAAAGUGACACUUUUGUAGCUGAUGAAACAGACACUAUACCAGCGAGGAAAUUGUCCAGAUUAUUUAGUACUGCUGGAUCUAUACUAGCCGAAGGACCGCCACGACGUCGAAGCAGUAUACACAAUACGAGAAGAGUUUUUGAAACGUAUCAACAAGGCUCGUCGAGAAAUUUAGAAGAUCCAGAUAGUGAGAAUAUGCCCGCAACGUACGCAGCGAGCGCCAUGCUUCUCUUUGAAGAAGAACGUCGAGCUGCUGAAGCAAUAGAACGUGAACGGUUAAGCGCCAAGAAGGUGGAAGUUAUGGCUGCAAUCUCCGAGCAUAACCCUGUUACGGGUGAUCUCGAACUGCCUCCUGAUCACAUUGUAAGUUUUGAUGGGAUACCCGUUAUAACACGACCAGAAUCUGUUGCAAUCGAGAAAAAAGAGGUUCGACGCAACCGUAAAAAGGAGGAAUUACUACGCGCAAUGCGGUAUCGUCAGCUUCAACGCAAAGCUGAGAGUGACAGUGACAGUGAAGAGAACAAUAUCUCAACGCAAGCGCCUCUACUGCCUGUAAUUCACGGUGAUUCCUGUUUUGGCAAUUUCGUCUUUGGAGACGUAAGGAUAAAUCAUGAAAUUUUCCAUGAUGAAGCAAAGGCGAAGGAGGAGAUUAAUGCGGCUGCCACUGAGGCGAUUUGGAAGCGUGGAGGGAUAAAGCAGGUUGAUAGUUCUACUCCGAGUAUCAAGGAAGUACUAGCUCAUACUCAUCGACAAAACUCGACAAGAGAAAAACUGCGAUCAGGAAGCCGGCGCCAAGGAGUGACUAGACAAGCAUCUACUGAAUUGCCGCAGCCGCUUCAAGAUGUUCCAGAAGUACAAGCUGCGUCAGUACCCGAUGCAAAAGUAUCAGAUAAUUUGAGCCCUGUUGAUCAAGAGCAAAAGGCCGAGCAACACGUUCAAGGAGCUGCGUCAGUGUUUCACUUACAGCCGGACACGGAAACAAUCUCCAGCUCACCUGAACCUAUUCAAAAUAUUUCGCAAGAAUAUCAAGUUACAGCUUGUCCAGAUGAGGAAAAGAUACCUGCGGAGGUAUCUUUACCUGAAAUACAGACUAAUGUACACAAUCGACAGAAUUCUGCAAGUUCUGUACGUACAAGUCGAAAUUGCGAUGAAGAAGUCAGCAAUUCUGUACUUGUUGGAGUCGAGUCUUGGGACGAGAAGCAGCAGCAUACCGAAGAGUAUAAUGACGGCAAGGAGAUACCGAGUACUAUGGAGAUUAUAGGUGGUGGUUCUCAUGAUAAAGCACCUGUGAAUCACCCCAAACUGGAGGAGAUAGUGGAAGCUGACUUGCAACUACAAUCUCCAGUUGUGGAGAUAAGCACGUCUAGAACGUCAGACUCGCGUCCCAAGGGAUCCGGAUUCUCGCGAACACGUGAGUCCGAUCCACUUGAAAGCGACACACAUGCGAGUGCAUGUAUAAAAUGGGAGGAUAGCACUGCGCUUGGUGUUUUUCCACUUGCUGUGGUUCAGCCGACGCUAUUCGGCAUUGAAGAUAGAUUUAACUCAUUCGGUCAAGAGCGAGGAUCGACGUUGUCACAGGUUAACUGUCACCGUGUAGCACAACCGCUUUCUCGAACUGGAGAAGCAGAAAAAGUCACUGGCAAUCGUUUCGUACUGGGUAACAACGUUGCUGACGACCUGGAGGCAAUAGCGGAGGUCAGGGCCGAAAACUUUGCUCUUCGAGGCAAAUCGUUAAAAAUGACGAAAAAAGGAAAGAGGGAUCGGCUUAAAACAAGUGACAGUGGAAUGUUCAACGCUGCGGAGAAGGCUCAACAACAUCCAAAUGGGAAACCAAAAGUAUGGAUGAGUGCUGAAACCGAGGCAUUUGACCAGAAUACAUUCGAUGGAGCUUCUGUGGAACGCCCAACGACGUCCAUUUCAGUCAGAGUCGUCACGAAGCCCGUCAUACGAGAAGAAAUACUCCCAGAACCAAUUGAAAUCGCGUCGGAUACAUCGACACCAGAGUUCUUACCGCCAAAGCCGUUCAUCAGGCUUGACGACAGAGAAACUGAACAGGAUACAAAUACCUCAGCAUUGUUACAAUUGGAAGGCUUGGGACUCAGCAGUGCAGACAAACGUUUCAACAGCUCCAUGUCGCUUACCAAGUUAGCUAGUGGUUCCCCUACUAAGCUCAUGGAAACUACACGCUCUUCUCGCUUAGCAAUCCACCGCAAGCGACACAAAGUUCCUGAGGCAUUGGAACAUGACGAUCUUACACUACAAGGAGCACGGAUGACACUCCCAAAAGCUGAUAUGGAGGAAUCACUGGAGCUCAGUGGGUUCGAAGGCAUGGCCCCAUUGUCCAAGGCUGAGAGGGAGCGACUCUGGCAAGAAUUCGCCUCAGAUCCGCGUUCGACCAACGUACGGGAAGCUUACUCAAUACUAUACCCGCAGAUGUACAUGCCAGCGUCCGACGCAGUUCCAGUUAACAGGGAGAGACCCUCAGUAUCGGUUGAACCGAGUAAUUUAUCGUUACGGGUGGAUUCCAUUCGAAAACCUAUACAGAAGGCGCUUGAUCAGAAUCGGAAGUUCUGGAGUGCGGUCGAAGGCUAUCGUGCCAUUGGAAGUUCACCACUCGUGCCGCUAGAUGCCGCUACAAUAACUCAACGUCGGCAAGAUAAGGCUCAAGCCAUCUUUGACCAGUUCUUCCGUAGUCACAGGGAAAAAGGUAGCAAGCGCGAGGCUCGUGGACUUUCACUGCCUUGGCUCGAAAUGUAUCCGAAAGAAAUGGCAGAAGUUCAAAGACAACUCGAAAAUGCACCAAAGGGACUAUUUGACGAGCUCCAGCAGAUAGCGGAACUCCAAAUCUCCGCUACGCUGGCCAAGCGACAAACACAUGAAGGACCUCAUGAAAAAAAGCCACACAUGUACUACCUAAAAAAGGAUAAAUAA
Messenger RNA from Phytophthora nicotianae INRA-310, 7140 nucleotides. RefSeq lists its product as hypothetical. The record is from RefSeq and is a predicted model, not a curated record. Gene Ontology annotation, cellular component: nucleus. The transcript has a single exon. Gene Ontology annotation, biological process: regulation of gene expression. Gene Ontology annotation, molecular function: protein binding. The coding region runs from base 1 to 7140 and encodes 2379 amino acids. NCBI's taxonomy places the organism in Eukaryota, Oomycota, Peronosporomycetes, Peronosporales, Peronosporaceae.